Molecule: messenger RNA, 1944 nt
Organism: Setaria italica (foxtail millet)
Lineage: Eukaryota; Viridiplantae; Streptophyta; Magnoliopsida; Poales; Poaceae
Exons: 2
Coding region: 50-1618 (522 amino acids)
Biological process (GO): SCF-dependent proteasomal ubiquitin-dependent protein catabolic process
Molecular function (GO): protein binding; ubiquitin-protein transferase activity
Source: RefSeq, a predicted model, not a curated record
ACUUGCACAGACAAGUAACAUCAAGUCAUAGCCAAUCACCUACAAAUUCAUGCAUGCUAGGGAUAUCAUGCACCGUCCACCAAAUAGAAAAUUUUCACCUAGAACAAAGUGUGCCUACAAGCACAUCCUUUUCAUCCCAACCACAAAACGGAAAGCCAAAAAGAAAGAAGAAGAAAAUCCCCUUAAUCCCCAAGAAAUGCAGAGAUUUAACUUAGCAGGUCAACAACCAAAAACCGUAUCUCUAGUCUCUAUAAAAGGGCUGGCGGCGCAAAACUUGUCCCCCAAACAAGCGAAGCCCAUCCUCCGAUCCCCAAGCAGAAUUAAACCUCACCUAACCCCUCCCAUGGCCGAUCACCCCCUCACCGGCGAGCACCACCCCUCACCGGCGAGCUCGGCGGCCACGGCCCUGGGCACGCUGCUGCUGCUCCCGUCGGAGCUCCUCCACGAGAUCCUCCUCCGCCUCGCCGUCCCGGAGCUCCUCCGUGUGCGCUCCGUGGCGCGCCCGCUCUCCAGCCUCAUCUCCUCCCCGGACUUCCGCCGCCUCUACCACCUCUCCUCGGCGUCGUCGGGCCCCGGCCCGGCCGCCGCGUGGCUGCUCCUCUUCAAGAAGCUCCCGCCCCGCGACGCCGCCAUCCGGGGCUUCCACGGGCCCUCGGGGCGGUGGUUCCGCAUCCCGGUCUCGGCCAUCCUCGCCCCCGCCGUGCCGCCCGGCGAGGACCUCUACUUCCUCGCGGCCUCCGGCAGCUCCUUCCUGUUCGCCGCCAACGGGCGCCGCGAGCUCGUAGUCGUCGACCUCACCGCGCGCGCCGCGCGCCGGCUCCCGCCGUCCCCGCUCGGGCCACGCGGCACCUCCUCCUGGCGCCGCUUCGGCCUCAAGCUCGUCGCCGAUCCCCCCGGAUCGAACCGGUUUAGGUUUCUGUUUGCUGAGCUGGUGAACAACACGCCAUUCCUCUUCGAGUACCGGUCGGAGACCGACACGUGGCAGCAAUCGGAGGCUGUCCUGGCCGAGGGGGCUGCGCCGGCGGCCCCCGACGGCACCUUCCUCUGCGCAGCGCACGUCGGGCCGGACUGCGUGAUGGUGUACUCCGGCCCGGGCGCGGACGGCGACCGCCCGGUCUUCUUCCGCCCCCGGUUCCCGAACGCUGCCGCGGCGGCGGGGCACGGGGACCGGCUGCACGUGUACGGCGAUGGGAGCGCGGCCGUGGUGCGGUCGGUGGCGGUCGACGACCCGAUGAGCCGGACACGGGUGAAGGUGGUGACGGGCGUGGAGCUGUACGGGUUCGGGUCCGUCGGCGGCGACUGGGAGCUGGUGGCGAGCGUGCCCGGCGAGCUGGUGGAGGGGUUCCGGAAGCCGUACGCGGUGAUGACGGGGCUGCUGGCGGAGCGGGAGGGCGUGGUCCGGCUGGUGCUCAUCUCCAACUGCCGGGGCGCGUGGGACCUGGUGUGGCUGUCGUACGACCGCUCGCGCCGGGAGUGGCGGUGGGUGCCCGUGCCGGACUGGGGCGGCAGCAAGGGGCUCAACAUGGCCGGCAUGGCCGUCUCCUCCACCUUCUCCCGCCUCUGGCCGCUCGCCGCGCCGCCGCCGCCGCCGUCCAGCAGCAGCAGCAGCCACCAGUGAGCUGAAGCUGAUCGGAUCGAUGCGCCGGCGAGUCCGUGCUGUGCUGUGCAUACAGGUGUGUGUGCAACGCCAAAGCGGGACUGCGGGAGUGGGCGAGUGCUGGGGUCCAACGCGGCCGUGUCCCCCCGAUCCCCACGCCACGAUGUGAUCGGGGCUCCGUCGUUUCCAUGCGGGGGUGGUGGGGCCGCGGCGUGAUCCCGCAUGAUAGCUUCGCCGAUGGCGACCAGUCAGUGAGAGCGAAAUGAUUUCGAUAAGGAAUGGCCAGUGGUGUGUGCGCGGUUCUGUUCUGUAUGAUACGAUUGCUACUGCUCCUACUACCCAAUUUU